Trichosporon asahii var. asahii CBS 2479 is the source of this 2922-nucleotide messenger RNA. RefSeq names its product alanine-tRNA ligase. Lineage: Eukaryota; Fungi; Basidiomycota; Tremellomycetes; Trichosporonales; Trichosporonaceae. Gene Ontology annotation, molecular function: aminoacyl-tRNA deacylase activity; amino acid binding; ATP binding. Gene Ontology annotation, cellular component: mitochondrion; cytoplasm. Gene Ontology annotation, biological process: tRNA modification; alanyl-tRNA aminoacylation. The record is from RefSeq and is a predicted model, not a curated record. The transcript has 2 exons. Bases 1 to 2922 code for a protein of 973 amino acids.
AUGUCCCGCAGAGAAUCCAAGCCCACCGUCCCCACCACCGCCGCCGCCAAGUGGCCCUCUCCCGAGGACUGGCCCGCCGCCAAGGUCCGCUCCACCUUCAUCGACUACUUUGUCAACCAGCCCGGAUUUGAGCACACCUUCUGGCCCUCGUCUGGCUCGAUCCCGUUCGACGAUGACACGCUCCUCUUCGCCAACGCUGGUAUGAACCAGUACAAGCCGCUCUUCCUUGGAACUGCCGACCCCAAGUCGGACCUCGCCAAGCUCUCGCGUGCUGUCAACUCGCAGAAGUGUAUCCGUGCCGGAGGAAAGCACAAUGAUCUCGACGACGUCGGCAAGGACUCAUACCACCACACCUUCUUCGAGAUGCUUGGAAACUGGUCGUUCGGCGACUACUUCAAGCUCGGCGCCCUGACCAUGGCCUGGGACCUCCUCACCCGUGUCUACGGUCUCCCCAAGGACCGCCUCUACGUCACCUACUUCGAGGGUGAUGCCGCCCAGGGCCUUGAGCCCGACCUCGAGGCCAAGAAGAUCUGGCAGGACCUCGGUGUUCCCGAGAGCCACAUUCUCCCCGGAAACGCCAAGGACAACUUCUGGGAGAUGGGUGCCACCGGACCUUGUGGACCUUGCUCGGAGAUCCACUUCGACCGCAUCGGUGGACGUGAGGCUGCUCACCUCGUCAAUAUGGACGACCCCGACGUUCUCGAGAUCUGGAACAAUGUGUUCAUCCAGUACAACCGCGAGAACGACGGCUCUCUCCGUCCCCUCCCCGCCACCCACAUCGACACCGGUAUGGGCUUUGAGCGUCUCGUUUCCGUCCUCCACAACGUCAGCUCCAACUACGACACUGACGUCUUCACCCCGAUCUUCAAGCGCAUCCAGGAGCUUACUGGUGCCCGCCCCUACGAGGGCAAGCUCGGCGCCGACGACAAGGACGGCAUCGACACUGCCUACCGUGUGAUUGCCGACCACAUCCGUACCCUCACGAUCGCCAUCUCGGACGGCGGUGUCCCCGACAAGGACGGCCGUGGCUACGUUCUCCGUCGUAUCCUCCGUCGUGGUGUCCGUUACGCCAACUCCAAGUUUGGUGCCGAGAUGGGUACCUUCUUCUCGUCGCUCGUCGACACCACCGUCGAGACCCUCAAGGAGAUCUUCCCCGAGGUCACGAAGAAGAUCCCCGAGCUCAAGGAGAUUCUCGAUGAGGAGGAGCAGUCGUUCGCCCGCACCCUGAAGCGCGGAGAGAUUCUCUUCAACAAGUACGCCGAGGCCGCCGCUGCUGGUGACAAGACCCUUGCUGGUCGCGACACCUGGCGCCUGUACGACACCUACGGUUUCCCCGUCGACCUUACCCAGAUCAUGGCCGAGGAGCGUGGCCUCAAGAUUGACGAGGAGGCCUUCGAGAAGGCCCGUCUCGAGUCGCUCGAGGCCUCCAAGGCUGGUGGCAAGAAGGGUGCCGCUGGCGGUGUCAAGUUUGACGUCCACGACCUCGGUGCGCUCGAGGCCAACGACGCCGUCCCCAAGACUGACGACGACUUCAAGUACAAGAAGGGUGACAUUUCGGCUGCCAUCAAGGCCAUCUACCACCAGUCCAAGUUCUACGAGUCGACCAAGGACGUUCCCGAGGGCGAGCCGUUCGGUAUCCUGCUCGACAAGACCAACUUCUACGCCGAGUCUGGUGGUCAGGAGUACGACACUGGUGUCAUUGCCAUUGACGGCCAGGCCGAGUUCAAGGUCGAGGACGUCCAGGUCUACAAUGGUUACGUUCUCCACGUCGGUCGCCUCGAGGAGGGUGAGCUCAAGCUCAACGACGAGGUCAUCUGCACGAUUGACGAGCUCCGCCGCUGGCCCAUCCGCAACAACCACACUGGUACCCACAUCCUGAACUUUGCUCUCCGUGACGUUCUCGGUGACGGCAUUGACCAGAAGGGUUCGCUUGUUGCCCCCACCAAGCUCCGCUUCGACUUCAGCCACAACAAGGCCAUCUCGCCCGCUGACCUGAAGAAGAUUGAGGACCUCUGCAACGCCGAGAUCAAGAAGGCGCUCGCGGUGUACUCGAAGGAGCUUCCCCUCGCCACGGCCCAGAAGAUCCCCGGUCUCCGCGCCGUCUUUGGUGAGCGCUACCCCGACCCGGUCCGUGUCGUCUCGAUCGGUUUCCCGCUCGAGGACAUUGAGAAGAACAUCGAGGACCCGAAGUGGGCCACGACGUCGAUCGAGUUCUGCGGCGGCACCCACGUUGCCAAGACGGACGACAUCAAGGACUUUGUCAUUGUCGAGGAGUCGUCGAUUGCCAAGGGUAUCCGCCGCAUGGUCGCCGUGACGGGCCACGAGGCGGCGGACGUGCAGCGCAAGAGCGCCGAGUUUGGCCGCAAGCUCGACCGCAUCGCCAACAUGGAGCCGAAGGAGCGCGAGGCGGCGCUGAAGCCGAUCCCGCAGGAGCUUGGCCAGUCUGGCAUUUCGGUCCUGAACAAGCUCGCGCACCAGGAGCGCUACAACAAGCUCACUGCCGAGCUCGCCGCCGCCGCCAAGGCGCAGACCGCCGCGGCGCAGAAGGUCGUCACGGACGACAUCAAGCAGUACUUUGCCGAGCACCCGAACGAGAACGUCUACGUCGCCUCCUUCCCCUCGGCGCAGGGCAACAGCAAGAUCCUCUCUGCGGCCCAGACCGCGGCCAAGGCCGCCAAGAAGGCUGUGUACGCCUUCUCCGUCGACGAGGCGGGCGGCAAGGUCGCCCACCUCAACUUCCUCCCCAAGGACGAGGUGUCCAAGGCGUUCAACGCCAAGACCUGGCUCCAGGACGUGUCCAAGAUCAUUGGCGGAAAGGGCGGCGGCAAGGAUGAGGCCGCCACCGGUGUCGGCAUGAAUGUCGACAAGCUCGAUGCCGCCAUGGACGAGGCCAAGAAGGCCUACCUUGCUUCCAAGCAGUGA